AUGGGUGAAGUUCGAGAUAUUUUCAAUGAUUCAGUUACGUCUCCGGCGGCUGACGAUCUCUUCCACUCCGAGUCUCGUGUUCCUGUCAUCUUCAAGUACAGCAGAAGGAAAAGACGAUUGGCUGAAGUGUCGAAUUCAUCUCCCACAUUCGAGCGGCUGGAUCUCUUGGCGUCCGAGCGAGCCUCCUUCCGCUCGUCGCGACAGCCGUUCCAAGGAGUCGCGUCUCUUGGAUCGGACGAUGACAGGUACAUCAGUCUUACGGGUGUGUCUCGUGCCAUGUUCCGCUGGCUCGAGUGCCUCCUGCAGUCACACUUCAUCGGGGACAAUCCUCUCUCGGGUCCGGACCAGCUGCUCCUCACGCUCAUGAAACUCCGGCUGGGAUUGCCUCACGUGGUCGCCGGCUGCCUCUUUGGCGUGUCCAAGGACUACGUGGCUGGCUCGUUCCCCAAGGUCGUCGCUCUUCUCGACCAGGUGGCGACGCCUCUCCUCCGCUGGCAGAGGAAGAGGACCGUGCUGAGAAGCAUGCCGGAGGCCUUCAAGGAGCAUUUGCCUGCGUGUCGACUCCUGCUUGACUGCUUCGAGGUGACGAUCGACCUACCUGACGAGAGGAAGGACGAGGCCAGACACUUCCGCUCCUCGAGGCUUGGGUCCUUCGCUUCCAAAUACCUGGUUGGAGUGGUGCCUCACGGCCAGAUCGUCCUGCUCUUCGGAGGCUGUGGCGCCAGUGUGGAUAACUACGAGUUAGUGAAGGAAUCCGGACUCCACCACCUGUUGCAGGAAGGGGACGUCGUCCUGACGGAUAUUCUCUCCUCCAGCCACAAGGAGAGCGAAUGUCCUCCCGUCAUUAAUGGCAUUAAAGGCGCCCUGACAGCUUUCCCGUCGAGGAAGCCUCAUCUGAAGAGGAGGGAGGCGUCGAGGACUUGCGAGCGCCCUUGGAGAAGGUCAGGGGUCGCCUCCGCUCCUUCAGAAUCCUGGAUCACUUCAGCUUGGACGUCCUUCCGCUAUCGAGUCAGAUUAUGA
Messenger RNA from Penaeus monodon (black tiger shrimp), 1020 nucleotides. RefSeq lists its product as uncharacterized. The record is from RefSeq and is a predicted model, not a curated record. NCBI's taxonomy places the organism in Eukaryota, Metazoa, Arthropoda, Malacostraca, Decapoda, Penaeidae.